CUAACCCGCAGGCCAGACCCGCAGCGCUCUUCUGCUCGUCUCCCGACCUCACCGGCCCCUCUCCUCGCCGGCCGCGCCCCGCCUUGAGCGGCUGCAGAAGCACGCGGCUGCGCACUAAGCGCGACCUACACACUCAGGACAGAUCGAUACAAAGGAGGGGGAAAGGAGGAGAGUUAGAGAAAGGGAUAUGGGUUGAGAGGGAAGGAACCCUAGCUAGAAUCCAAAUUUCCCCUCAAAAAAAAAUCCAAAUUUCCCCAAUUUUGCCAUGGACGGCGGCGAUUCCGGCUCCGGCUUCGUCCAUCUUCGUACCGAGGACCAUGACUAUGGCUUGGUUAGUGAAGCAUUUGCAAGAGCACACAUGGCAGCCCUAGAGAGAGACCGGCGGCAUCGAAUCCUCUUUCCAGAAGCAUCCUCCUCCGCCCGUGCAACCGGUUCUCGCCAGAAAGGGUUCCGUGUCCGGCACAGUGCUAUGUAUUCAGACCGCCCAGGGCGAUCCCGGCGGCAAGUGCAGCAGCCACCCAGCUCAUGGGUUCAGGAGGAGGAUUCCAGCAAGGCAAGCAGCAGUGAGCUUGGGCCUAAAAUUUCUGACGCGUCAAAAUUCGAGACACUGUCGCUGAAUGACUCACCUCCCGCACUUGACUCAUCCGAUCGGUCAGAGGAGCCAAGCAUAGCUGAUUUGCUCUUAAAUCAGCCUACAUUUGACAGCGUUGAUGAUUGUAUGGACUAUUUUUGUAAUAGUGACAGAGCAGCUCGAGCUGCUCGAGAUAAGGCUCUACCAUUUUCCCAGCAGCCUACACUAGACAAAUUUGAAGCUGAACAGGUGCUGGUAACACCAAAUCAAGCUCAGCCAGUUCCAGCACAAGAACAAGCAUCAGCAGUUGCAGCACAAGGGCGAUAUGAAGGUUCCAAAGCAAAAAUUGCUGAGAAUGGGAACAAAUGGAUGACCGAGGAGUUGCGGGUAGCACUUCAAAAAUACCUUCAGAAAGAAGAUGCUCUUAAGGAAUUUGACUGUGAAUUUGAAGAACUUAAACACCAGUGUUUUCAUGUGGAAAAUUAUUGCAAAAUCUUCCAUCACUUCAACUUUACUGUAAAGAUGAAGAAACACGGUUAUUAGGGCCGCAACAAGACAUUGCAAAAUCUUCCAUCACUUCAACCUAUCCAACAAGACAUAUACAAGCGCCGCAACAAGAAAGGUGACCACAAACCCUUUGUUAUGUUUCAUUGCUACAAGAAACUAGAGGGCAAUGAGAAGAUUUUGCAAUGAGUGUUGCAAUGUUCAUCAUUAUAGACCGUUGAUAUGUAUUAUUAGCUCACGUUUGGCUAUAAUACCAAGCCUCACCGCACACAUGUCUUUUAACCGUGUAUGAUGUCCAACCUGUGUCCGCAGGGGUGUCCUUAGGGUUUUUAUGUAUUGAUGAUGUUGUGUAAGCAUUGACAAAAUUAUUGUGGGAUGUCGAUUGUGGACGUGUUAACCACUAC
Lolium perenne is the source of this 1479-nucleotide messenger RNA. RefSeq lists its product as uncharacterized. The record is from RefSeq and is a predicted model, not a curated record. NCBI's taxonomy places the organism in Eukaryota, Viridiplantae, Streptophyta, Magnoliopsida, Poales, Poaceae.